Chironomus riparius is the source of this 1446-nucleotide messenger RNA. Lineage: Eukaryota; Metazoa; Arthropoda; Insecta; Diptera; Chironomidae. The record is from the annotation of a GenBank genome assembly.
AAGGCACUGCGAUCCUGAUCGAUGAUAGAAUCUAUUGUACCGUAAUCUUAAAACAGCUUAAUCCUAACUUUUUCUGUCGUAUGUCAUUCAGGAUAUGACGAGAUGUCAUUUAAACAUGAAUAAUGUUCAUUUAGUGAUGAAUAAUGCAAAGAAGAUUGCUGACUUUUUCAGAUUUAGUCAUUAUUUUUAUAAUAUUUACUUUGACUGUUGCUGUAGCUUGUUAAAGACAUAAAAGUUUAAGUUUGCUUAUUAUCUGGUUACUGUCAUCAAAAUGGAAGUUCAAUUCCAAUUAUUAUUCUUAAUAAUAGCUGCAAUAAUAGGAAGCAUAAGAGCCUCAACUGAUGUUGUGUACAGCCAAUCAAUUAGCACGUGUAACAUUACCUCAAUUGCCGUGCCAAUUGCUAAAUCCGUGACUGCUUGUGACACUAAAAUAACUUGCCCGAUUUGUAAUGAAGAUGCAGAAUUCAGACUCAUAGAUUCGGACCAGAAACCGAAAAUAUCAACAAUUAAUGGACUCCGGGUUAAAAAUGGCAAAAUCUACUAUUUGCCACAAUUUCCUCAGCUCGCAAAGAACUUGAAAUUUUUAUCAAUCACAUCCUCAGAACUAAGCAAAGUGACUCAACAGAAUUUAGAACAUUUGGUCGAGCUAGUGACACUGGAACUUAGUGGUAAUAAAAUUCAAAGCUUAGAAAAGGACACUUUUAAGUUUAAUAAAAAAAUCAAGGCUAUUCGCGUAUCCAGCAAUCUAAUAACAUUUGUUGAACCAAAAAUAUUCAAUAAUCUCGUGGAUUUCCAGUUGCUGGAUUUCAGAAGCAUUAGAUGCUACACAGGAUUAAUCAUAAGAGAUAAAUCAGGUAGAAUGAGUCGAGAGUUGGAUAUCCUAACGUCCAAUUGUAAUAAAAGAAUCGUUGUGGCACCAAAACAAGUUGAAAAUUGCACUAAAGACAAUCGAGCUGAAAUAUUAGAUUAUUUUGAUGAAGCUUUACUCUCAACAGCAUCAACAAUGUCAAAUGUUACUCACCAAUGCACACAUUCAUCCACAUUCCAUGACUCAACUAAGAUCGAGUUAUUUUUGGUCAUCCAAACAUCAAUCAUUGCUGUCUUAUUCAUCACAAUCUUUGUCAUAGCUUUAAAAGCUAAGUCAUCAAAUCAGAACAGAAGAAUGACUGGCACACAAGGAGCUCUGUGGUUUGAUAGGUCCGCCGACUCUAAUGCCUCAGCUAAUAACGACACGUAUGAUGAAAUGCCAAUGAAGCCAAAAGCAUCAAAUUAUGAGGAAAUAUCGCCAGAAGCCAUGCAUAAUUGUAGUGAAUAUAAUGUUAUCAGAAUGAAGAAAACUGAGGAAGAGGAUUUGUACAUUGACAUUUCCGAACAAGCUGACAGAAAAAGCGAAGAUUUUAGUCUUUAUGCGAUUCCUAAGAAGAAUUGAGUCACUUAUUUAUGGGG